Messenger RNA from Cylicostephanus goldi, 351 nucleotides. Lineage: Eukaryota; Metazoa; Nematoda; Chromadorea; Rhabditida; Strongylidae. The record is from the annotation of a GenBank genome assembly.
AUGGAGAAGGACACUUCCGUGUCGGAACUGCUACGUAAAAGAGAGGAACUCCUUCGACUGUUACAGGAGGAAGAUGAAGACGUCGAUUACGAGGUUUCAGAAGACGGAGAGUCAGGUGAGGAAGAGGAUGGAGGCGGGGUGGAUGACAAUGGUGCGAAAGAAGAAGAACGAACGUCGCAGGAUAAAGACACGACAGAUGAUGCCCAGCCUCCUUCUCCCAAACGUGCCCGGUUGAAUAAUGUCGACGAUGAAAUUUCGAAUAGUUCUUUGCCCGAAAAUCAUUGGGAAGGCACAAACGGAGCUUGUCCGUACAAGGCUUCAUCUAACUCUGCUUCAGCGUUUGAUGUGUAA